UUGCGGCGUUUCGCUCCUUCCGCGCUAGAGCGGCGGCUUGUUUACUGAGCAACCAUCCCAAAACAACACCCUUUGACUUAUCACGAACCACGAAAAACGCUUAUUGCAGCCCGAAAUACAUCGAACACCACAACAAAUACAGCCGCGAACCUUUUCCAAGAUGACUACCUUCGAGCCCUCACUUAGCAGCUCGAUGCGCGCUACCUCACAUGACGUGCCCUCUUUGGCGGACCAGCUGCCCAGUAUCAACUUCGGUUUCGACGAUUUGCGCAGUCGCAUGAACCAGUUCACGACACGAUUCGAUGCCUUCAUCGAGAAUGGGAGAAGACGAGUCUUGGAGGAGAGGAAUCAGUUCCGCAUGAACGUCGCAGAGCUGCAUGAGGAUCAACGCAUGAAGAAGCGCGACAUCGAAAUUCUGGACCUCAAGCAAACCCAGCACGGCCAGAACCUCGCCAAAGAAUCGCAAGAGAAGGCUGAGAUGAAGGAAGCAAUCAGCACCCUUACACAACAGCGCGAUGAACGCCUCGCCCACCGCGAUAACCUCCGCUCUCAAAUUAACGAGAUCCAAAAAACUAUCUCUGCGCGCCGAGAAGCACAACUGAAGCACCGCCGCUACCUCGACGGUCAGUCGCGAUACAACGAGCCUGAGCUCGACUUCUGGGAGAGCUACCUUGGGCUGAGGAUCGAAGGGUUGGGCAAGGACGACCGGCUGAAGUUUGUAUACACGAAUGUUGACGAGCGUGAAUGGGAUCGUGAAGCAUGGUUUGAGCUCGACACAUCAGAGCGCGAUUACAAAGUACUGGAGAUCCGGCCCAAGGCGGAGCGCGAGGAAGUCGAACGGGUGGUAGAGCGUCUGAACGAGACGCGCGAUUUAGCCGGCUUUUUGAAGGGCAUGCGCGAGCUGUUUGUGGAGGCGUGUAAAUAGGCGGACGGUAACGACUUGGAUAUAAUGCGGCGUUUGGGACUCUUUGGAUAGCUUCGAUCAAUACCCCGUUGUCUUGCACAUCUCGCAUACCUGCGCAUUUUGUAUCGAACUUCAUCGUCGCUCAUUCUUGAACUUGUAGUACUCAGGCGCGUACUCUGUGAGCCAGUCCAUAUCCACUGUCGACAAGUCACGGAUGUAGAUUUUGUCUCUCGUCGACAUUAU
Macroventuria anomochaeta is the source of this 1147-nucleotide messenger RNA. RefSeq lists its product as uncharacterized. Lineage: Eukaryota; Fungi; Ascomycota; Dothideomycetes; Pleosporales; Didymellaceae. The record is from RefSeq and is a predicted model, not a curated record. Gene Ontology annotation, biological process: chromosome segregation. The coding region runs from base 161 to 925 and encodes 254 amino acids. The transcript is spliced from 2 exons. Gene Ontology annotation, cellular component: Ndc80 complex.